AUAAAUUUAACCCGACGGACUGAAGAAGAAUUUAGGAAGCCCACCCACAGAAAAACCCUAAACUCUCUCCUUCACCUUCUCUCUUGUUUCUCUUUCUCUUUGAUAACAAUGGCGUCUCCUUCUUUGGACGAACAAACAGCAAAGGCCGUUCUUCGCCAGGUUGAAUUCUACUUCAGCGAUAGUAAUCUUCCACUAGAUAGUUUCCUGAAGAAAACUAUCAGUGAAAGCGAAGAUGACAUGGUAAGCUUGGCAUUGAUAUGCUCUUUCAGUAAGAUGAGGGAGCAUUUAAAGUUGGGGAAUGUCAAGCCGGAAGAAGUACCUGAAGAUACUGUGAAAUCUGUGGCCGAAACUCUUAGAACCUCUUCUUCCCUAGGAAUUUCUGAAGACGGGAAGAAAGUUGGUAGGAGCUCGGAGUUGUUAAAGGUGGAUGACUUGAUAGAGCAAUUGGAUACAAGAACAAUUGCUGCAGCACCACUUGAGUAUAAUAUUAAGCGGGAAGAUAUAGAAUCCUUUUUCACUCAGUAUGGGAAGGUAAACAGUGUGAGGUUGCCUCGUCAUGUGGCAGACAGAAGGUUAUUCUCUGGAACUGCUUUGAUUGAAUUCUCAACUGAGGAAGAUGCUGAAAAGGUCUUGAAGCAAAACUUGGUUUAUGGUGGAAUUGAGCUGGAGCUAAAGUCAAAAAAGGAUUUUGAUGCAGAACGAGUAAAAGAUGCAGAGAAAUUUGGCAAUUCUCGUUCACAAACAGGUGCUAGUAAUAAGAACAGUUCUGAAGCUGAAGCAAACUAUCCGAAGGGCUUAAUUGUUGCAUUUACAUUGAAGAACUUGUCUGGUGGAGAUUCUCUAGAGGAGGACCAAAAUAAUGAUACUGUAAAUGCUCAAAAAGUAGACGGGGAGAUACAUUCCUCAGAGAAUGCUGCCGAGGAAAGUGAAUUGGGGGAGCCAGGAAAGGUUAAUCAAGAAAAGGCUGAUGAGGAAGGUGCCUCAGAAGACAAAGCAGAAGAUACCGAUGAUAGUGAGAAGCCCUCUGAAGUCACACAUAAAAAAUAUGAAAAUAAGGAAGAAAAAUCAACAGCUGCUGCCUAUAAAAAUGAUGAGAAUGUUGUUUUGCGAGAGGAUUUGAAGGAAAUCUUUCAGAAAUUUGGAAAUGUGAAGUUCAUUGAUUUCAGGAUCGGAGAAGAAUCUGGAUAUGUCCGGUUUGAAGAGCCUGAGGCAUCCCAAAAAGCUCGUGCAGCUGCAGUCCUAGCUAAAGAAGGUGGUCUGAUAGUGAAAAAUUUCAUUGCUACCUUAGAACCAGUGACUGGUGAGGCUGAAAGGGAGUAUUGGAGCUUAUUCCGAGGUGGUAACCAAGAUAAACACAGGGAAUAUAGAGGCAAGGGCUACAGAGGAAGGGGAGGAAAGUACAAUAGAGGCGGCAAACAAGGGUGGAGUAGAGAAAACCAUGGUGCAAGUGGUCGCCCAAAUAAAGUUCAUAAGAUUGGAGCGGUGUGAGAGUAACAGAGGAUUUUGAUUCCAGUUUUGCACGAGAACCUCGACAAAUAGUUUUUUUUACUGGGAGAUGGAUUGCAGUUCCUCUUCUCUCUGUUUGGGCUAGCAAGAUAAGUUAAAAUCGUGUUUGAAGAUAAAGACAGUACCAUGUUUUUUAGUCUUUCUGUAACUUACUGAUUAAAAAAAUAGUUUAAUCUUUCUCUUAAUAUAUUUUUGAUUUAGUUAUUUUUUA
Carica papaya (papaya) is the source of this 1717-nucleotide messenger RNA. RefSeq names its product La protein 1 (gene LA1). Gene Ontology annotation, molecular function: mRNA binding. Gene Ontology annotation, cellular component: nucleus; ribonucleoprotein complex. NCBI's taxonomy places the organism in Eukaryota, Viridiplantae, Streptophyta, Magnoliopsida, Brassicales, Caricaceae. The record is from RefSeq and is a predicted model, not a curated record. Gene Ontology annotation, biological process: RNA processing.